UGAUCAGUGCUACCUAGUAUUUGAUAUAAUACAAUAACUAUAAUAUGAAUCUAUACUAAGUUUGAGAUAUAUAAGUCACUUGAAGAAGUCAACUAAAUCUUACCUAUAAAUUGUAUGAAAUUUCUUUAGUAUAUCUACUCUAUCAUUAUCAUCAUUAUCAUCAUUAUCAUUAAUAUCGUGUCGUCGUCUCCCUAUAUACAGGACCCAGACACUAGUAAAACUAGUCAACCUGAUAAAUAUAACUAUAAUAAAUAGAAUACUAUAACUUUCAACAUUAAUCAGUAGAUGAAUUGAAAGGUAUAUGUUAUAAUUAAUUAGAGUGAAUGCUUAUCAAAAAUAAUAUUCCAAAGAAAGAUAAUUGUACUGUAAUAUCUCGCAAGCACUUUGCAUCAAUAUGGUAGAUCGCAAAAAAAUUUGUGAGGACGUAUAGUGAAGGAAGGAAGGAAAGGUCAUCUAACAUAAGCAACAAAGAUAAGAUGUCUGUUAUCAGAUUAAGACUACCUAUAGUAUCAUUACUAAGAUAUAAUGCCACUUCUCGACAAUUUCCUACUAUAAGUAGUUGUAUAUUGAAAUAUCAAUCACCAAUUAUAAAUUCUAGAAAUUCUAGAAAUUUUUCAAAUACUAGUAGGGUAUAUUCGGAUAAGAAAAGAUUGAAUUCAACACCUAAGGAGAGCAUACUUGAGAUUGUUAAAAAGGAAAAUUCAUCAUCUUCAUUAUGGACUAUACCUAAUAUCCUUACAUAUACAAGAAUAAUAGCUACUCCAUUCAUUGGAUACUUUAUAGUUAAAGGUGAUAGUGAUCUGGCAAUUAUGUUAUUCACAUAUUCAUGCAUAACUGAUUUUAUUGAUGGUUAUAUAGCGAGAAGAUUUAAUAUGAAAUCAGUAGUUGGUUCGAUUAUUGAUCCUUUAGCUGAUAAGUUUCUUAUGACAGUAUGUACAGUAUCUCUAGCAACUGUUAAUUCAAUACCUUUAUCAGUAGCUUCAAUCAUUAUUGGAAGAGAUGUAAUAUUAAGUUUCAUGUCAUUUUAUUAUAGAUACUAUAGUCUUCAACCACCAAGAACUUUUGAUAAAUUUAUUAGUAUUAAUCAGAUUCCAACUAUAAGUGUACAUCCAAAUUUAUUAGGGAAAGUUAAUACUGGAUUACAAAUGGUUUAUAUAGGAGGAUUAGUUUUUAAACCAAUUAUUGAAACUCAAUUACUUUCUAUGAAUCUUGAUAUAUAUUUCCAAGGAAUGGGAAUGAUUGUUGGUUUAACAACUCUUUUGAGUGGAUUAACUUAUAUCUUCGGGAAGAAUUCUUUCCGAUACGUUAUCAAGAAUCAAAAGACUAAUCAAUAAUUUAGUUCUUUUACCAUUAUUUAAAUGCAUUAUCAUAUGAAUAUUGAAUGAUAAAUAAUAAUCCAAUACUUGGAUCAGUUUAACUUGAUUUAAUUUUAUAUUAUUAGUCAAAGUAAUAUUCAGAUUGAUAAUCAAUUCAACAGUUUUAGAAGGAAACUUUAUGUUAGUACGGUCAUUAUUAAAAUAUUUAAAUAAAAUAACACUAAGGAUAUUUGAAUGACAUAGUAAAAGUAGUCUAGCCUUAUUCAGUAUUCGCAUGUAAAUAUAAUAAAGAUAUUUGAACUUAAAUAUAAUAUAUGGAUUUAAAUUAUGUUCGUAAAGUAUAAUAGAAAC
Scheffersomyces amazonensis is the source of this 1667-nucleotide messenger RNA. RefSeq names its product cardiolipin synthase. The transcript has a single exon. Bases 477 to 1334 code for a protein of 285 amino acids. Gene Ontology annotation, molecular function: cardiolipin synthase (CMP-forming) activity. The record is from RefSeq and is a predicted model, not a curated record. Gene Ontology annotation, cellular component: mitochondrion; membrane. NCBI's taxonomy places the organism in Eukaryota, Fungi, Ascomycota, Pichiomycetes, Serinales, Debaryomycetaceae. Gene Ontology annotation, biological process: cardiolipin biosynthetic process.